AUGUCUGCAUCGCGUCUAUCCCGCCUCCCGAAUUGGGUUAGCCACUGGCUCGGCUACCGCGCCGAACCCGUGAAGCCACUCCCAACAUACCAAGUCGCGGCCUGGUCUUUCAUCGCGGCCUUUUGUGGUCUGUCGGUGGUACAGGGACUAUUUAAUUACUCAGAGUACUUCACAUCGCGCCACGUACCUGGGAUCAUUGCCUCAUAUGGUGCAUCGGCAGUCCUCUGCUUCGGCGCAAUCGAAAGCCCCCUCGCGCAACCUCGUGCCUUGAUAUUCGGCCAUUUCUUUAGCGCCUUAGUCGGCAUCUGCAUAACAAAGCUUUUCAGCCUCAUGCCCGACGAAGCCCGCUUCCAAUCACUGCGCUGGCUCGCCGCAUCCCUCUCAACCGCCACGGCUAUAGUAGUCAUGCAGCUGACCGGAACCACUCACCCCCCUGCCGGUGCAACCGCGCUACUCCCAGCAACCAACGACGAGGUCUGGAACCUAUCUUGGUACUACCUGCCCGUGGUACUGCUCUCCUCGACUCUACUUAUGGUUUGCGCGCUAUUGCUCAAUAACUUGCAUCGUCGGUAUCCUGUCUUUUGGAUUGCGCCGGCGCCACCCAAAGCUGCGGCUCCUCCACCAGUGCCUGCGACAACCCUUUCCGUGAAGGGGGAUGCAGAGUCUUCGCAGGAGAAGUUGCCGAAAGAUUCUGUUUGA
Penicillium manginii is the source of this 699-nucleotide messenger RNA. RefSeq names its product HPP family protein. The transcript is spliced from 2 exons. The record is from RefSeq and is a predicted model, not a curated record. NCBI's taxonomy places the organism in Eukaryota, Fungi, Ascomycota, Eurotiomycetes, Eurotiales, Aspergillaceae. The coding region runs from base 1 to 699 and encodes 232 amino acids.